Molecule: messenger RNA, 2050 nt
Organism: Betta splendens (Siamese fighting fish)
Lineage: Eukaryota; Metazoa; Chordata; Actinopteri; Anabantiformes; Osphronemidae
Product: olfactory receptor 52D1-like
Exons: 1
Coding region: 231-1199 (322 amino acids)
Biological process (GO): G protein-coupled receptor signaling pathway
Cellular component (GO): membrane
Molecular function (GO): G protein-coupled receptor activity; olfactory receptor activity
Source: RefSeq, a predicted model, not a curated record
GUUACUUUUGUCUCUCUAGUUACUGACUCUUAUACUUUUCUAUAUUUUUCAGCCCACCCGAUGAUCGCCAGCGUCUCGUGGCUCAAUCCCAGCUCAGGUCGGACACUUAUUUAUGGUUUGCUUAUCACACAAAGUGCUUUGAUGCUGUGUGCGACAUCCUCAUUCAUAGAGCCCUGAGAAUUCAGCCCUUGCUCUUCAGCGCUGAGCGGAGCCUCCAUGUGAGCGGCGUCAUGUGUGAGGCGGCGUCGGGCGGGAACGCCUCCCACGCGACCUUCGUGCUCAGAGGUUUCCCGCAGCUGCAGCGCCACCAGCGGCUGCUGGCGCUGCCGCUCUGCGCCUGCUACCUGUGGGCGCUGGUGGGAAACGCGCUGCUGGCGUUGGUCAUCGGCAGCGCGGAGGCUCUGCACAGCCCCAUGCACCUGCUGGUGUGCGUGCUGUGCCUGGUGGACAUGCUGGUGGUGAGCGCCAUCAUGCCCAGCGCGCUGCUCAACCUGCUGCUGGGCUGGGACCACGUUUCCCUGAGUGGCUGCCUCACCCAGAUGUUCUUCACACACCUGCUGUCGUCGGUGGAGUCCACGCUGUUGGUGGUCAUGGCUCUGGAUCGGUACGUGGCCAUCUGCCUGCCGCUGCGUUAUGGCCGCAUUAUGAAUUCCCUGAUGUUUGGGAGGCUGCUGCUGUUCACUCUGCUGCGCAGCGUUUCCAUCAUGGCGGUGCUGGUCGGUCUGGCAGCUUCGCUCCAGUUCUGCGGCUCCAACGUCAUCCAGCACUUGUACUGUGACCACAUGGCGCUGGUGAGCCUGGCGCUGGACACGGACACAAGCCAGGCGGCCGGCCUGGCCGUGAUCGUCUGCUUCGUGGGGGUGGACAUCCCACUCAUCUUCUUCUCCUACGUGAGGAUCCUGAGUGUGGUCCUGCGCAGGGCGGCCGGCGAGGAGCGUCUGAAGGCGUUUCACACCUGCACCACUCACCUGAUGGUUAUGAUGUGUUUCUACCUGGUGGGGAGCGUCACCUUCCUGUCUCGCAACCUAAGAAUCCCCAUAGAAACAGAUGUCAACACCUUCAUGGGCCUAACGUACAUUCUCCUCCCAGCGACUGUCAAUCCCAUAAUAUAUGGUGUUCGGACCAAAGAAAUCCAAAAUGGCUUCUUCACAGUUUUUAAUCUGAGAAAAAGCAUUGUUCCUGCUGAAAAACGAACUUGAGAGGUCGUCUUAUCAUUUACUGCAAAUUUAGAUUUGGACUUUGAAAACGGUUUAAUUUUAAAAACAUUCCUGUGAAUCUGUUGAGUCUGAUAAUGAUUUACAUCAAAGUAUUCCAUAAAGAACAACAUUGUCAGAGUGGAACACAGGAGUUUUGUUUUGUCCCAACCACAGUCGUUAUUGCUUUAAUUAAAGGAAUCUGGAUCCAGACCCCAGACGAUGAGUGGUUCCAGUAAACGGUAUCUGAAAAGAAGCGCAGACGACCAUCGACCUGUCACAACGCAGAGCUGGUUUGUCACACCAUUGUCACAAUUUUAAAUGAUACUGAGCAAAGUGAAUUGCAGCUGUGUCGACACUCCUUCAGCGUCGACAGGAAGGGCAGCGUUUUAAACUAAUAAAGUCCCAAACUAAAUAUUUGGACACCAACAACAUUCCCAGAAGUCUCCAGCAGAACCAGGUUCUGGGUGUGUGGCCAUUUGCCUUUACUGGUCUGGAGUCAACAGAAUCUACAUGCUAGAAAUUAAUUUAGUAUUAAUUUGAUCCCAUUAAAGGAUGAAGCCAAACACAUCCUUUUAUUAAAGAUACACUGGAAUAUACAGUUACUCUCUGUAGCCCUGUCAAAAUAAAAGCCAAGUGAAAGCAAGAAAAUGUUUCCUGAUAAAAAGUGAAAAAAAUUGACAACUGACAGAUUUUAUAUGUAGACGAUGUUUGUUCUGUUUGUGGCCAGUCUAAUUAAUCGUCAUCGACCUUCUUGAACAUUACGUGGCGUUAGCAUGAACACGUAUCAUCAGGUGAAGUCGCUGCUGUGCAGCCUGGUUCCUAAGAAUGUUUUAAUGCAGCUAAAGUGCAAGUGA